Sphenostylis stenocarpa is the source of this 269-nucleotide messenger RNA. The record is from the annotation of a GenBank genome assembly. NCBI's taxonomy places the organism in Eukaryota, Viridiplantae, Streptophyta, Magnoliopsida, Fabales, Fabaceae.
CUCCAGAGAAGAGACAGAGAGUUCCGUCUGCUUACAACCGCUUCAUCAAGGAUGAGAUUCAACGUAUCAAAGCUGGGAAUCCUGAUAUAAGCCACAGAGAGGCCUUUAGUGCAGCUGCAAAGAAUUGGGCCCAUUUUCCACAUAUUCAUUUCGGACUUAUGCCUGAUCAUCAACCCGUGAAGAAAGCUAAUGUUCGUCAGGAGGGAGAGGACGUGCUUAUCAAAGAUGGGUUUUUUGCACCAGCUAAUGUAGGUGUCUCUCCCUACUAG